Molecule: messenger RNA, 1230 nt
Organism: Photinus pyralis (common eastern firefly)
Lineage: Eukaryota; Metazoa; Arthropoda; Insecta; Coleoptera; Lampyridae
Product: putative nuclease HARBI1
Exons: 3
Coding region: 1-1230 (409 amino acids)
Source: RefSeq, a predicted model, not a curated record
AUGAGUAGUUUAAAGCAAAAACUUUUAAUCACUGUUGCUGUUGUAAGUUCUGUAUUACUGGUCAGACAACUUAGACAAAGGCAGUGUAGAAAAUUAAAAAAGAAAAACCGUAAAACUUGGCAAGAGAAAUGGUUGCAACGAAGAAACGCAGGCAGAGGUGUUUUAAACAUGCUCCACAAUGAAUUACGCAUUGAGGAUCCAGAAGCAUACAAAAAUUACUUACGUAUGAACCACGAUCAAUUCACAGAAAUAUUGCAAAAAAUAUCUGAAGAUAUCAAAAAGGUCAACACACAUUUUAGAGAAUGUAUACCGGCCGAACAAAGAUUAGCAGUUACUCUGCGGUAUUUAGCAUGUGGAAAUACUUACAGAGAUCUAAUGUUUGCAACUCGCAUUCAUGAAAGUACCAUUAGUUUAAUUAUUCCCGAGGUGUGUCAAGCAAUAAUAAAAGGGUUUAUGAACCAGUAUUUAAAGAUGCCCCAAACUGUUAGUGAAUGGGAAUGUAUAGCAAAAGAUUUUGAAGAACAAUGGAAUUUUCCCAUGUGCAUAGGUGCCAUAGAUGGCAAACACAUAAACUUCCAAGCUCCUCAAAGUGCCGGUUCAUUCUAUUACAACUAUAAAGGCCAUCACAGCAUUGUACUUCUUGCUCUUGUUGACGCAAAGUAUAAGUUUAUAUACGUGGAUUUAGGAGUAAACGGAAGGAACAGUGAUGGGUGUGUAUUUAGAGAAAGCAGUUUGAAACAUUACAUUGAUAACAACUUAUUAAACUUUCCUGACGAUAAGACAUUACCAGGAACAACUUUGAAAGUACCAUUUUGCAUGGUAGGGGAUGAUGCAUUUCCUAUGUCCUGCCGGCUAAUGAAACCAUAUCCUUCUCGUAAUUUGACUAGAGAAAAGAGAAUAUUUAAUUACAGGCUUUCACGUGCCAGACGCAUUGUAGAAAAUGCCUUUGGCAUUUUAGCGAACAGAUUUAGAAUUCUAUUAAACACAAUAAACCUAAGCCCUGAAAAAGCUGAAAUGGACACAUUAACGUGUUGUAUAUUACACAACCACCUAGCAUCAAACAAUCCAUUUUAUACACGAACUGAAGAAGAAUGUCAUCUGGAAAGUAUUGCAUCACAAGGUGGAAGUCAUAGCAGCCGUGAAGCUAUUAACAUUAGAGACAAAUUUUGUGAAUACUUUAAUUCAGUGGGUAGAGUGGAAUGGCAAGAUAGAGCAGUAGGCAUUGUUUGA